AUGGGCAGCUUGAUCAGACUGAUCAGACUGCAGGAAGACUUGGAAAGCGUCGAGGAGCGCAUGGAUGAUGACGUCACCGGUGCCGAAGCUCGCCAGAAGCGAAAGCAGCGGCGCGAGGCCCGGGAGGCGGCGAGGCUACAGCGUUUGGCACAGAAGGCUGCGGCUCGCCGCUCUGGACCCUCCGCAGAGGAGCUACGAGCACAGAAAAUCGCCGAGAAGGCGGCAGCUCGACGGGCCAAGGCCAGGGGUGCCUUAAAGGAACCGGGCCAGCAAGCCGAGGAGCCAGACACCAAGCCGAUGGAACAGGGCGAGCCCCUUCCUGAACAAGAAGCGGCCCCUCCGACUGCCCAAAACGGGCAUUCCGUUGAAGGCAAAGAUAGCAAAGAUAAGAAUCACAGAGAGCCGGUGAACUCAGAGAGCAGGCCGAGCAAGCUGUGUGCCGAAAAUCUGGCACCCGAGAGUGAAGCAAACGAGAAAGAGGAUAAGACCGCAGAAAAGGACGCAGCAACACGGAAGCAAGAGGACACGCCGAAGGAGCAAGCCAAGGAUGAAGACAAGAAGGAGGCAAAAGAGGCAGCCCGAGAUGGAACGCCUCACCGAAAGCGAAAGAUGCGGGAGGAGGACACCAAAGAAAGGAAAGAAGGCAGAAGAUCCCGAGACAGGCGGCGGCGAGCCGAGGAUCACAAGAGGAGGCGCUCCAGCUGCAGUCGAAAAGGACAUCGGCGUCAUCGUAGAAGACGAGACAGUAGGGAUGGCAGCCUGGGGAAGGGUGCCGGCACAAAGAAGAAAGAUGCCGACAGGUCACGAUCUGCAAAGAAGCCUGCCAGACGGGCUAACGCCAUCUCACCGCCAAAGCCCGCGAAAGCUCGUCCUGCCGUUGGAGCACGAGUACGGGUGUUGACCGAAAAUGAGGACAAAGAAGGCCUCUACUAUGACGACGAUCGGGUUGGUUCGAAGGGAAUGACCGGACGAAUUGUCGAGGAUGAUACCUCUGAGCAACCUUUUCGUGUCAAGCUCAAGAACGGCAAGCUGUCAUGGUUCAAGGAAGAGUGGCUGGAGGAGCUCGACGGUGGAUCAUCCUCGUCGAGUUCUUCAUCUUCUUCUUCAGACUCGUCCGGUGAAUCGGCCGAGGAUGCAGCUGGCAAUGCGCAAAGCCCGGGCGAUGAGGCUGUCGCCUUUGCUUGGGAGAGAACUCCCAAAAAUUUGCCGGCAGCGGGCCUCGCAGCUUACGCCUUGAAUGGGGCCGGUGGCGUCUCCCCCCUUGCUGCCGAGGUGGAGACCUUCCUCGCAACUGCAAUGGUGGACGGACAAGCUGCUCAACGCUUGCGGUGCAUGCCUGCCCACCAGCAGCGAAUGGUCAUGGAUCGCGGACCAAUCGCUGGGAGCAGAGCACCUGAAGGGGUGCUCGUUGCUCGCAUCCGCGAUGCCGAGCUCGGACGUGCUGGACCAGGAGCCAUGGGUGCCAUUCCAAUGAACGGCGGCCCACCCUCCUCCAAUCCCGAGAUCGAGAAGUUCAUCUCCAAGUGGAGCCUGGAUGUCAAGGCUUCCUGGAUGUUGCGCAGCCUGCCACCUGACAAGCACGAGACGGUGCUGAAGAUGUCGGUAGAGAAGGCCCGGAAUCCUUCCGCUUAUAUCAUCUCCCAGAUGAACUCGUUGUUUGGCGGAGUUCAAGGCAUUCAGGAACUUCAAAGGAUGAACGCCCUUGCCAAUGGAAAUCGCGACGCAAUGCUAAUGGUGCCCAAGUUCAACAAAGAGCCAAACUUCAACUUAACAGCUGUUACUAUUUGA
Messenger RNA from Symbiodinium sp. CCMP2456, 1788 nucleotides. The record is from the annotation of a GenBank genome assembly. NCBI's taxonomy places the organism in Eukaryota, Dinophyceae, Suessiales, Symbiodiniaceae.